Messenger RNA from Pan troglodytes (chimpanzee), 1589 nucleotides. RefSeq names its product Cbl proto-oncogene C (gene CBLC). The transcript has 11 exons. NCBI's taxonomy places the organism in Eukaryota, Metazoa, Chordata, Mammalia, Primates, Hominidae. Gene Ontology annotation, biological process: cell surface receptor signaling pathway; negative regulation of epidermal growth factor-activated receptor activity. The record is from RefSeq and is a predicted model, not a curated record. Gene Ontology annotation, cellular component: membrane raft; plasma membrane. The coding region runs from base 69 to 1493 and encodes 474 amino acids. Gene Ontology annotation, molecular function: ubiquitin protein ligase activity; calcium ion binding; SH3 domain binding.
CUUUCACUCUGGGCGAGGCCGCGCCUAACUCAGCCGCACCGGUCCUUCCCGGCACACGCGAGGCUCCCAUGGCUCUGGCGGUGGCCCCGUGGGGGCGACAGCGGGAAGAGGCCCGCGCCCUGGGCCGGGCAGUCAGGAUGCUGCAGCGCCUAGAAGAGCAAUGCGUCGACCCCCGGCUGUCCGUGAGUCCCCCUUCGCUGCGGGACCUGCUGCCCCGCACAGCGCAGCUGCUUCGAGAGGUGGCCCAUUCUCGGCGGGCGGCCGGCGGAGGCGGCCCCGGGGGUCCCGGUGGCUCCGGGGACUUUCUACUCAUCUACCUAGCCAAUCUGGAGGCCAAGAGCAGGCAGGUGGCCGCGCUGCUGCCUCCCCGGGGCCAAAGGAGUGCCAACGACGAGCUCUUCCGGGCGGGCUCCAGACUCAGGCGACAGCUGGCCAAGCUGGCCAUCAUCUUCAGCCACAUGCACGCAGAGCUGCACGCACUCUUCCCCGGGGGAAAGUACUGUGGACACAUGUACCAGCUCACCAAGGCCCCCGCCCACACCUUCUGGAGGGAAAGUUGCGGAGCCCGGUGUGUGCUGCCCUGGGCUGAGUUUGAGUCCCUCCUGGGCACCUGCCACCCUGUGGAACCAGGCUGCACAGCCCUGGCCUUGCGCACCACCAUUGACCUCACCUGCAGCGGGCACGUGUCCAUCUUCGAGUUCGACGUCUUCACCAGGCUCUUUCAGCCAUGGCCAACACUCCUCAAGAACUGGCAGCUCCUGGCAGUCAACCACCCAGGCUACAUGGCCUUCCUCACCUAUGAUGAGGUCCAAGAGCGUCUGCAGGCCUGCAGGGACAAGCCAGGCAGUUACAUCUUCCGGCCCAGCUGUACUCGCCUGGGGCAGUGGGCCAUCGGCUAUGUGAGCUCAGAUGGCAGCAUCCUGCAGACCAUCCCUGUCAACAAACCCCUGUCCCAGGUGCUCCUGGAGGGACAGAAGGACGGCUUCUACCUCUACCCAGAUGGAAAGACCCACAACCCAGACCUGACUGAGCUCGGCCAGGCAGAACCCCAGCAGCGCAUCCACGUGUCAGAGGAGCAGCUGCAGCUCUACUGGGCCAUGGACUCCACAUUUGAGCUCUGCAAGAUCUGUGCUGAGAGCAACAAGGAUGUGAAGAUUGAGCCGUGCGGGCACCUGCUCUGCAGCCGCUGCCUGGCUGCCUGGCAGCACUCGGACAGCCAGACCUGCCCCUUCUGCCGCUGCGAGAUCAAGGGCUGGGAGGCUGUGAGUAUCUACCAGUUCCACGGUCAGGCUACUGCUGAGGACUCGGGGAACAGCAGUGACCAGGAAGGCAGGGAGUUGGAGCUGGGGCAGGUGCCCCUUUCGGCUCCUCCAUUGCCCCCACGGCCAGAUCUGCCCCCCAGGAAGCCCAGAAAUGCCCAGCCGAAAGUGAGACUCCUAAAGGGGAACUCCCCUCCAGCUGCCCUGGGACCCCAGGACCCUGCCCCGGCCUGAAGGCCAGGGCACCGAGAUGUGCUGCUCAAGGGAGCCCCAAGGGCUGGAAGGGGGUUGUGAAACCGAAAUAAACUGCCAAGCCUGGUCUGUCCUCCA